Messenger RNA from Geodia barretti, 1203 nucleotides. Lineage: Eukaryota; Metazoa; Porifera; Demospongiae; Tetractinellida; Geodiidae. The record is from the annotation of a GenBank genome assembly.
AUGGGAAAAAUCGAGGUUCCGACAGAUCGGUAUUGGGGGGCGCAGACCCAGCGUUCAUUACAGAAUUUUAAGAUUGGUGGGGAGCGUUUCCCUCGUGAGAUGAUCUGGGCUCUCGGUAUCGUCAAGCAAUCUGUCGCCGAAGUGAACGCCCAGUUGGGAACGCUAGACGGAGAUCUUGCUGAAAUUAUCAUCAAAGCCACACAGGAAGUCAUUGAUGGGGCCCUUGAUGAUCACUUUCCGUUAGUUGUUUGGCAGACCGGCAGGCGGCACCAACCACAUUACGUCAAUGAAGUGAUCUCGAACCGUGCUAUUGAGAUGCUUGGUGGUGUCCUCGGCAGCAAAGAGCCCAUCCAUCCCAACGACCACGUCAACAAAUCUCAAUCGACCAAUGACGCUUUUCCAACGGCUAUUCAUGUUGCUAUCGUUGACCGUAUUCACAAUCACCUGAUUCCCGCUGUGACUGCCCUGCGCGAUGCCCUCUCAGACAAAGCCGAAGCCUUUAAGGAUAUUGUCAAAACCGGGCGUACCCAUCUGCAAGAUGCCACCCCGCUGACGUUAGGACAGGUGUUUUCUGGAUAUGUCACGCAAUUGAAUAACGCGCUCCGUGCAAUCGAUCACGCGCUACCGCACCUGUACGAACUGCCAAUCGGCGGAACAGCGGUCGGUACCGGUCUGAACACCCAUCCGGAAUACGCGACAAAAGCCGCCGCAGCAAUCUCGAAGCGCACCGGAUUUCCCUUCAUAACCGCGCCCAACAAGUUUGAGGCACUCGGUGCUCGAGACGCUAUUGUUGAGGCAAGCGGUGCCUUCAAAACACUAGCGUGUGCCCUGAACAAAAUCGCAAAUGACCUUCGCUGGCUGGGCAGCGGUCCCCGCUGCGGUAUUGGUGAGCUCCUGUUGCCGGAAAACGAGCCGGGAGAGUUCAAUUAUGCCGGGCAAGUCAACCCAACGCAAUGCGAAGCCAUGACAAUGGUUUGCGCCCAAGUUAUCGGCAGCGACACAACGGUUGCCAUUGCAGGUGCAUCGGGCAAUUUUGAGCUGAAUGUGUUUAUGCCCGUCAUUGCUUUUAACGCGCUCCAAUCUAUCCGCCUGCUUGGGAUGCUUGCGAUCGUUCAACGAAAACUGUGUCGUCGGUAUCGAGCCGAAUCGGGAGAAAAUUCAGGAAUACCUCAACGACUCACUGAUGCUUGUCACCGCGCUUAA